AUGGCCAACGGAUCCCCAAUGCUGUCUCACUCUGACGCCCGCUCUUCAUCCUCGGCCUCCCCCACAAAGCUGUGCUCCAAGACAUACAAGAAAGCCUCCCAACUUUACCUCACAAGACGCUUACCCGAAGCCCUCGCAAACCUCCAACCGAUUAUUAAACCUUCAGCACCACAAGAAGACCAGCACACAAAUGGCGACAACUCAACACCGGUUGCGCCGAUCGCCACGGCCGCCGGCACGUGGAGAAUCAAGGUGUGGAACCUCUACAUCACCCUUCUCAGCGCAAUAGUCGAUCUCGGUGCAGAGGAGGAAAAAAGCAAUUUGGGCAGAAGGAGUGGAAAGCAAUUGCCUCGCAAGUCAGGGAAGGUGCGAUUUGGGAGACCGUGGUCGAGGUCGGAUACCAAGGUCACGAGGGUUCGUGCUACCCUACUUCUAACCCAUUGCUCUUCGCAAUCCCUGAACCAACAGCGCCUUGAGACCUAUCUCUCCUCUUAUGGACAACCCAACCUCGACCUUACGGAUCGUCUCCAGGAUGCAUCCGAUGAAUACGAGCAGCGCCCUCUGCGUACGACAAGCGGAGCUGAUACUCCAAAAGAUUUAACUGCCAGAGUAAAGAUCAUCGAACUCUUUACUUUGCACGUCCUCCCCCGAAACGAUGAGUGGGAAUACUCGACCGAAUUCAUCAAUUUGAGCGAAGUCCUCGACGAAGAACGCAAAGACCUCUUCCUACAGACUCUCGAGGGUCUGAAGGAAGAGAAGGAGCGGGGUGAAAUGCGUGCAGUCGAAUUACAGCAAGCCAAAGAUGCGGAGCUUGAACGGCAACGAGAGGAUGAACGUCGCGAAGCCGAAGAAGCAGCGGCAGCCGCUGCGCGACUACAAUCCAAUGGACAUAAACGCAAUCCCAGCGAGGUUGACUACGGAAUUGAGAAAAGCCGCUCAAAUGGUUCUCCCAAAGGCAAAGGAGCCAGGCAAUCGACAGACAAGUCGCCGAAUGGCAAGCCACGAACUUCUCUCUCAUCGUCCGGCUCCAGAAAUGCCAAGAAGCAGGACAAAGUUGUACCUCGGGGCCGCUCAACUCGGACUGUGGCCACUGGACUGCGCAACCUCUUCCGUCACAUUAUCCGGACUGUGUCUGGGAAUCCCAUGUCAAUAGUGCGUACCCUACUUUUCGUGAUCGGUAUUUUGAUGGCGAUGAGCCGGCAGGGUGUGCGUGAUCGCAUCCGACGGGUUACGGACGGCGCAUGGCAGAAGGUGAAAGCUACGGCCGGAAUGGGAGUCAAAGUGAGCUAUAUUUGA
Penicillium robsamsonii is the source of this 1296-nucleotide messenger RNA. It is a transcript of the gene pex26, whose product is annotated as protein pex26. NCBI's taxonomy places the organism in Eukaryota, Fungi, Ascomycota, Eurotiomycetes, Eurotiales, Aspergillaceae. The record is from RefSeq and is a predicted model, not a curated record. Bases 1 to 1296 code for a protein of 431 amino acids. The transcript is spliced from 2 exons.